CUGAGUUUAAAAUGUUCUGUGAUGUUCUGUCUCUGCAUUCAAUUAUUUGCCUACGUUGGAUAAAUUUGCAAAAUACAUUUAACUGGCAAUUUUUAGGUGCAAUGCAUUGUCCACAAACUCAUUGUUUACCCAGAUGAGAACCAUUCUAGCCCCACAGCAUCUUAGAUAAAUCAUCAAUUAAAACAUCUCCUAGUGAAGCCUUGUUCUAGAAACCUCUUCAAUUCCUGUUUAUAUUUCAAAGCCAGAUAUGUGGACAGGUGUAGAGCAGCUGAAAAUACAAGGCACUCGUUAUGAAGUUGGCUGCUAAGGGCCAUGCAAUGACAGAAAACACCUUCCAAAGUUGCUUGGUGCCAUGUCCACCAUUUUCCUCUUUGAAUCGGUCAUAUUGCUAUAAUGAAGUUACCAGUGCUCUCCUUGCACAAAGGCUGGUGGGAUACCAGAAAGAACAAAGCAUUGAGAAACACUGUAUUUUUCAAAGCGGGCUCCUUGAUCUGGUUAACAGUUUUGUGUUGCCACCUCCAAUAAAGAGCAGCUAUGGCGGGAUUAGGGUUACUAUGCAGAUGCAGAUGCAGUCAUUCCACACCAAGAACUUUGGUUCAGAGAAUGCAACAGAGAACCCCGAGAGGGAGAAAGAAUAAGAGCUGGAAAUUAUUUUCACACGAUGCACACCGAUCAGAAAGGCCUAGCGCCCUUGAUUCUCAAUAAACAUUCGAAGCGGCGUCACAAUGCACGGCCCAGCCUUUCCCCUGAGUUCGAGCCCACUCUAUAGUUGCGUUGCAUGAUGGGAGUCGUAGUUUUCCGUAAGGUAAACGUGCGGGGAGAAGAAUCGUGUCUGUUCCGCCGAUUGAACGACAAUGACCGGUGGAGCUUUCCUUUGACUCCUCCGUUUUUCCGUAGGUGCCUGGAGAAAGCGAGAGCCGGGCCAUGAUAUCGACAUUGCUGGGACUUUUUUCCCGGACUCUGCGCUCCGUUCGCUUCGCCGCAGGGGCAGCUGGGUCCUCUAGUCCCCAGAUCCGCUGGGCGCCCCCAGAGGUGGGACGGAGAUCUCUGUGCUCCGGCGCCGUUAUGGCUGUACAGGGGUCCUCCCCUCUCCGGGCGGAGUCCCAAAGGCUGGAAGCGGAGGAGGAGGAGGAAGCUGGGCGAGGAAUAGGAGAAAAAGUUCAGCCUCCCCCUGCAAGCAAGCAGUUGUCACAACAGAUCGAUGGAAAACAAACUGUGGAGUGCAAGAAAAAAGAACAAAAAAAGCAAAGGAAGAAAUCAUACAGCUCUACCAAUUCGAUUGAUAAUUUGAUGGCGGAAAUGCCAUUUGGUGACGCAGAUAUUGAACUUGAAUUUAGCACCUCGAGCAAAUCUAAACCAUCUGUUAAAAAGAAGAGAAAGAGAACAGCUGGAAAGGGGAAUGAAGAAGACAAUACAAUAAAGAAGAAAAAGAAGAACCAAGACAGACCCAAUUAUUUCAUUUCUGUUCCAAUCACAAAUCCAAAGAUUAUAGAUGGCAUUCAGACUCUUCAGAACACAAUCAUACAAAAAGAUAAUAGGCUCUCCAAAGCAAUGAUUCAUUAUGGCUCUUUCCAUGUCACCCUUUUAGUGAUGCAUCUGUCCAAUGAAGAAGCAAUUAGCAAUGCAAUUGGUGCUUUCUUGGAGAGUGGAGGUUUAAUUGAAGAAUUACUGCAAGGAAAGCCUUUGAAUUUAUCUUUUCAAGGCACUGAUCACUUCAGAAAUCAAAUUGGAUUUGUAAAGUUGACUGAGAAUGAUAACACAAGCACGCUUUUAAAGACAGCAGAAAUUGUGAAGAAGAUAUUUCAAGAAAAAGGUAUCAUCAUAGAUGACAAAGUUUUAAAGCCUCACUUGACCUUCAUGAAGUUGUCAAAAUCCCCAAAACUACAAAAGCAGGGAGUGAAAAGAAUUGAUCCAAGCAUGUUUGCUGAUUUCAAAAGUCAUUAUUUUGGAGAUGAACCUAUGAACCGUCUGGAUCUUUGCUCAAUGUUGAAAAAAAAGCAACCUAAUGGCUACUAUCAUUGCGAAUCCUCAAUUGUAGUGGUCUUGCAUCGUAGCGAUGCGGCCGUGGGAUCGCAGAGCUCUGCACACCUUGGCUGGUUUUACCCUGCCUGGGACCCUAAAAUGGGUCUAAAGUCACCCCGGAGAAGCGAUGAAGAAGGAGGGGCACCUGAUGAUUGCGGAAUGAUGGCGGCCGAUCCACUCGAUCCAGGGGAAGCUUUCCAAAACCUGACAGUUGGCCAUACCUUGGUGAUCAGCCCAAGCUACCAGCAGCUGAAGUCCAAGGACACUAACCAGAACAACGGUGAACAGUGUGCUUGGAACUGGGGGAGAAGUUACUGGAAAGCUUUUAGGUGGCUAAACAUUCUGGACUGAAAUCUUGGCUGGCUAAUAAUUGUAAGACACCUGAAUAGAAGAAUUGUUAUAAAAUACUGCUUUCAGUGGUGCUUUGAUAAUUGCAAAUGUAUUGGACUAAAAAAAACCAUAUAUAAAGAUAAGAACUACAUAAGUUUCGGUUGUUUGGAUUUUAAGUGGCUGGUUUGACAAAGCUAAUCAAAGAGACUAUGGUACCGGUGAAAAACUAUCUGGAGGGGGGAGACAAAAUGGAUGUUGUACAUCUAUCUAAAAGUGACAGGAAACCACACCUAAUAUUCCCUCCUGAAGACCUCAGCUUGGAACAUCAGAGAUCUGCAGGAGUAAUGACUCAAGACAAAGCAAACACAUUUCAGGAGAAAAUAUAUGCAAUGCUGCGACAGAUUCAAAUGAUAAUUGUUUCAAAUCAUGAGGAGAUUAAAAACAACUUUGAUGACAUAAAGGAACAUAUCUAUAACUUAAACUUGCAAUUAAAAAACCUCAGAAAAUGGUGAUAAAGAACGAACAAACAAAUCAGAUAAUAGAACGCAAACCAGAGGAAAGUGAUUUAAAUAUGGAAGCUACAAAUGAAGAGAACUACAACUUAAUUCAAACAAAAGAAAACUGCAAGAUUUUACUACAACAAAGGAAAUAAAAAAGAUGUUUAUCUUCCAGGACUUCAAAACAAACUUGAGGACAAGAAAAAAGAUCUAACAAAAUGGAUUAAAGACCUGUCAGGAAAAUCAUUAAAGUUUGGGAGACAACAACAUCUACAAAAAUACAGGAAAAAUCCCCUGGCAAACUGAACAUACUGAAUUGGAAAGCAACCUGGCAAAAGAAGAAGGCUAGAGUCAGAUUUAAGUGACUUGAUCCAACUUAUCAGAUGGAGUACUAUAUGAUUAAACACUUGUUUGAAUACAGUUAAAAGAAUAGAUAAAGCUUAGAUAUAAAGGGGCCCUAUAGUAAGAGGGAUAAGAUAUAUAAAUAGUAUAAUACUUUUUAUAAUACAUGAAAUGUAAAAAUAUUGGGAUGGUGUAUGUGAAUGAAAAGUUUGGAUAUUUAAAAAUAAUUAAUUUUGAGAAAAUUGUGACUGAUAAGAGUGGCUUGAAUACAGUAGGGAAAUUAAGCUUAAAAGAAUCUUGAAAACAGGACACAUAAUGAUUUAAUAAGAUGAUUUUCAUAAAUACAAUUGAAAUAUAAGCUGAUUAAAAAAAGAUGUUAUAUUGAUGUUGAUGUUACUGUUAGUUGUACAAUUACUAGAAAAAUGUUUAUAGUCAACCUUGUAUGUAUUGAAAAUAUUAAGAAUUAUAUUUGUUUAAUGCAGACAAAAUGAGAAUAUUACUGGGAGAAGAUCAAGGAAAUAUAUCAUUGACUAACAUAUUGAUUAAUUAUAGAAAUUAAUUAUUAUUGUUUUUAAAUAUAUGAACCCAGACAACACGCUGUUUGCUAAGCACUAGGGAUUGUUAUUGUAAAAAAAUCAAUAAUAAAAUAAUAAUUAAAAAAUAAAAUAAAGCAUAACAUUUCUAAAUAGUAUUUCUUCAAUAAAUUUGUAUGCAGAAAUGCAUUUAUAUGUUUUUGCAUCUUUCUGAGUUCUGUGAUGCUGUUCUUCAAUCAAAACUGAGUAUAAAUCUGUGUACUUUACAAAAAAAUAUACAAAAUGGUAUAUUUUGAAAGAUGAUGGACAAACUAUCAUUUUAUUCAGGAAGUAUGCAUUUGAGAAAAGGUAUGCUUAUGAAUUUUUAUGCAGAUUUUUUUUUAAAUUGUAAAUAAAUAUAGAUAUAGAAGGGUAACUAUAGAAUACAAUGUUGUAUUAAAGUGAAAUUAAAAUGAGCAGAUUUAUCGAAACCUGAUUGUAUAUUCCAUCAUUUUGCAGCACUGACAAAGUUCAUAGUAAAGUUUUAUUAAAUUCAGUGUGAGAAUUUUAAACCCAUAUUUUUCUUCAUGCUGAAAUUAUUUGGACAUAUCUCAUUUGAUAUCCUUAGAAAUCAGCUAUUUGUUAAUACUUAUCUUCACUACACAGUUUUAAAAUGAAACAAAAAAAUACACUUCUAGCGUUUUUCCGAGUUAGUUUCCUUUUUAAAUAAAUAGGGCCUUAGUCCCCUGAAAAAGAGUAAAAUGUAAGUAGUUCCCACCAGACGUAUUUUCUUUUGCUUUAAUGACAGGCUUUUACUUAUGCCCUGUAGAUGUGUGUUAAGUAGUCAUGUUUAAUUCAUUUGUUCUUUAGAAUAUGGGUCAUGUGCUUUUUUUUUCCACAUGUGAUUUGACAGGCUGACAGUUUUUGCUUAAGCAGGCUUUAUUACAAAAUGUAGAUGAAGCUGUUCAUAUGCAUGAUAGAGUUUUAUAGUCCAUCUUGCAAUAUCAGAAUAAUUUAUAAGUACCAUAUAAUAUUUGCCUGAAAAGUAUCACACUAGUAUUUUUUAUGAAAGAACCUUCUGACUUCUGUCCCUGAUAAGAUACCAAAUGAUCUUGGAACAGUUCUCAGUGUUCUCAGGACAGGGUGUUCUGUUCACAUUGUUUUAAAGAACAGUUGUGAUUCAACAUUUAAAAAUAAUACUCCUCUGUUUUUGUUUGUGGAUGAUACUGCAAAGAAGAAAUUCUUCUAGUAAGUGGAUAGUGGUUGGUAAAGACACAGAAAGAAUAGGUUAGAGGUUUAUUACAUACCUGUUAUCUUGUAAGCAGUU
Molecule: messenger RNA, 5030 nt
Organism: Crotalus tigris (Tiger rattlesnake)
Lineage: Eukaryota; Metazoa; Chordata; Lepidosauria; Squamata; Viperidae
Gene: AKAP7
Product: A-kinase anchoring protein 7
Exons: 9
Coding region: 925-2373 (482 amino acids)
Cellular component (GO): cytosol
Molecular function (GO): protein kinase A regulatory subunit binding
Source: RefSeq, a predicted model, not a curated record